Molecule: messenger RNA, 429 nt
Organism: Penicillium taxi
Lineage: Eukaryota; Fungi; Ascomycota; Eurotiomycetes; Eurotiales; Aspergillaceae
Product: YjgH family protein
Exons: 1
Coding region: 1-429 (142 amino acids)
Source: RefSeq, a predicted model, not a curated record
AUGGCCGAUACUCUUCAAAAACGCUGCUAUAGCACCUCCUCGCCGUGGGAAGCCCGAAUUGGGUACUGCCGUGCAGUGCGUCAAGGCCAGAAUAUCUACGUAUCUGGAACUACAGCAGCAGAUCCAAACUCUCCACCAGAAGCUCCACGAGUACAAUUUCCCGGAGAUGCGUUGAAGCAGGCAAGAGCGACUUUUGAAGAAAUUGUUCAAUCCAUUCAAGCUGUCGGAGGCAAAGGGGCUGAGAAUGUCGUACGGUGCCGCAUGUUCAUCACGAGAAAGGAGGAUUCAACUGCCGUUGGCGAAGCCUUUAAAGAAUAUUUGGGAAAGGGUCAGGGCGAAGGGUUUGGAGCAGUAGCUACUAUGGUUGUCGUUGCAGGUUUUGUUGAUGAUGAGAUGCUUGUGGAAAUUGAAGUCGAUGCCAUUGCGUAG